Messenger RNA from Silurus meridionalis, 1944 nucleotides. RefSeq names its product peroxisomal biogenesis factor 16 (gene pex16). Gene Ontology annotation, biological process: peroxisome organization. The transcript has 11 exons. Lineage: Eukaryota; Metazoa; Chordata; Actinopteri; Siluriformes; Siluridae. The coding region runs from base 100 to 1119 and encodes 339 amino acids. The record is from RefSeq and is a predicted model, not a curated record. Gene Ontology annotation, cellular component: peroxisomal membrane.
UGUCAUGCUGGUACCGGAAACGUGUUGCUUUGCGGAAGUGCCAUUCACACGCUGUUGCGUGCUGUAAUUCAUCAGCUUUCCAUGCAUUAGACUGCACAGAUGUCUAGACUUUAUUUAGAGAAGCUCGCACAGCUUUAUGAGCGCUACCGGGAUUACGUGAGCCGCAACCCGGGCGUUACGGCGCAUCUGGAGAGCGCAGUGCGGACUCUGUCCUACCUAAUAGCAGGUCGCUUUUCAGACUCUCAUGAACUUUCAGAGUUAGUGUAUUCAGCGUCAAACCUGCUGGUGUUGCUGAAUGAUGACAUUCUGCGGAAGGCUCUCUCCAAGACUCUGCCUGUGUCUCUCUCCCAGCAGAGGCUGCUAACUUGGCUUUCUGUCUUGGAGUAUGUGGAGGUGUUCACUGAGAUGGGAGCCGCAAAGCUGUGGAAAGAACCCGGGCGCUGGCUGGUGGUCGUCCUCAUUCAGAUCGCAAAAGCCAUCCUUCGCAUCCUGCUGCUUUUCUGGUACAAGUCAGGCAUUCAGACGUCGCCUCCAAUAAUCCCUCUGGAUAGAGACACACAGGUGUACAACAGAGAUCAGGGCAAUGUGGAGGAAGACAUCACAUUCGUUGGACAGCGCUCGGGAAGAGUGGUGAGACCUUUGAGAAGUGCCACGUCACUGCAGAGUCGACUAUGGGGUGAUCCUCACCGAGCGAGGAAACGGAGGGAGCAGGAGGAGGACCUACAGGCAAGCCCCACCCCUCUGGGCGUACAGGAGACUAUUGCCGAAUCACUGUACAUCGCUCGACCCAUAGUCCACUUGUCCGCUCUAGGACUUUGCGGCCGGCGGUCCUGGAAGCCCUGGCUCAUCUCUGGCAUCCUGGAGAUAACAAGUUUCAGUUUGUUGUCCGACACAAGGAAGACGCUGAACCGCAGAGAGAAGGCUGAGAUGAGGAGACGAGCCUUCCUCCUGCUCUACUACCUGCUCCGCUCACCUUUCUACGACCGAUACUCUGAAGCUAAGAUCCUGUUCCUUCUCCGGUUUUUGGCUGAUUAUAUUCCCGGAGUCGGUUUAGUUGCACGUCCGCUGAUGGAAUACUUACCCAUUUGGCAGAAGAUCUACUUUUAUAACUGGGGCUGAGGCUGAACAUGCUGAAAAAGGUCAUCCAGCCCUGUAAGCAUAAAGGACUCCAAGUGCUUACAUCUGCUACUGAACCACAUGGGGAAGGGCGCACAUGAGAACAUCCUGCGACAAUCUGAGUCGUAGAUGAAGUGGAAGCUCUUUGACUCAACACAAUAUUUCAGUUUGUUAAACUAGCAUGUUCGAUUGUUUUCAUAAAAUGGACUAUUAAUUAUUCGGUUCAGAAAAUCAUUAAUGUCCUUAUCCUGUUUUGUUUUUUGUUUUGUUUAAGUUUUCAUUUUUUUUUGUUUGGCAUUUCAAGUCAUCAACUCACCCAGUGCCACAUUUUACACCCAUAUUUUCUCAAGUUAUUCUUCCUUAUGAGCACAAAAAUCUAUUCUUUUUUUUUUUUUCAAUUAUUAUUUAUUUAAGAGAUAAUGGUUUCACGCAGCAGGACAGUGAUUCUCCCUGACCUGCUGAGUCAUUAUUGCAGCUGAUUUAUUUUUCCAGCUGCGGUAUUACCAUUCGGUUAAGUAAAACUGAUAAAAAGCUUCAGAGGGCAUCCUGUGUUUCUGGACACCCCUUAACAUCAAACCAGCAUUAUAAGCAGUGAACUGAUGAAUGUCCUCUGUUUUUCCACUGUGAACCGACUAAAAACCUGUUUUUGAUAAUUGAGUAAAACUGACUGGUGCAAUUUCAAGAAAUGCAUUAUGAUUAUAAAUAUUCAUGAUUUUAUUAAAGGCAUCUGAAAAAAAAAUGGACUACAAAGCCAAUGUGUGGAACAGAUGAUGGAUUUUCUAAACACCUUUAAACAUUGAAUAAAUCAGCCAGUGAUGGGAAAAGCAA